Malassezia restricta is the source of this 1785-nucleotide messenger RNA. RefSeq names its product translation initiation factor 3 subunit D. Gene Ontology annotation, molecular function: translation initiation factor activity. The record is from RefSeq and is a predicted model, not a curated record. The transcript has a single exon. Bases 1 to 1785 code for a protein of 594 amino acids. Gene Ontology annotation, biological process: translational initiation. Lineage: Eukaryota; Fungi; Basidiomycota; Malasseziomycetes; Malasseziales; Malasseziaceae. Gene Ontology annotation, cellular component: eukaryotic translation initiation factor 3 complex; cytoplasm.
AUGACGUCGUUUUCGCUGCCGGUGAUGGCGGCCGACAGCGAGUUUUGGGGCCCUCCUGCUGGCCCCAGUGCAGCCUCUGUUCUUCCUAAAGAGUUUCAGCAGAUCCCGUACACACCAUUUUCGAAGAGUGACCGCAUCGGACGCAUUGCCGACUGGAACUCGUUCGGCACGAAUGCGGAGGACCGCAGUGGUGCCUCGGCGAAUCCAGGACGCGCGGCACGCAGUGCACGCAGUGCAGCUGCACCUUCCUACCCAGCCGGUGCGCCCGUGAACACGUUCGCGUACUUCCACGGCGAAGAUGAGUCGAGUUUCAGCGUGGUGGACCACGCCCGCUCCGCUCCGCCCCGGCGCUCGGCUGUCAGUGCCGCCGCGCGUGGUGGCCGCGGAGCUGCAACGGGUGGUCGGACAGGUGGCUUCGGUCGAGGCCAGUCUGCGGCGGGAGGCCGUGGAGUGCGUGGCUCGGCGGGUCGUGCGGGUGCCGCUGAUAGCCGCAACCGCCGUCCUGGCUGGCGUGAUUGGGAGCGAUCCCAGCGCAAGACGCGCGAGGCGUCGAUCACUGUUGGCCCCGAUUGGGAGCAGCUGGGUGAGCUCGACUUUGUGCGCAUGGUCAAGCUCCGGAUGGAAGUGGAUGCGCCUGAGGAUGUGGCCUCGUACGGAACGCUGUAUCAGUACGAUCGGUCGUACGACCGGGUGAGUGUGCGCUUUGAGAAGCCGCUGCAGCCGCGUGAUCGUGUGCACUACAACCCGACGACGUCUGAGGACCCAGUGUUCCACGAGCUGGCGACGCAGUCGUCCAAGCCGCAGGUGUUUAUCACAGACUCGAUCCUCGCGCUGCUUAUGUGUGCGCCACGCUCAGUGUACCCAUGGGACGUCGUGGUCACCAAGACGGACGAUGGCCAGCUGUUCUUUGACAAGCGCGCGAAUAGUGCCAUUGACUUUUUGACCGUGAACGAGAAUGCGACCGAGCCGCCCAUGGAGCUGAAUGACCCGGCGAAUGGCCCGACCCCUGAGACGAACACACGCGCUCGGAUUAACACGCCUGGUACUCUGAGCCUCGAGGCCACCUUUGUGAACGAGAACUUUGGCUACCAGGUGUGUGACGAGAGCAAGACGUACAGCUUUGAGCAUGCCAACCCAUUCCACGCCUUGGACGGUGAGGAGGGCAAACUGGCGAGCUGUGGCUACAGGUACCGUCACUUUAACCUCAGCACGGACGAGAACGAUCCCGUCGAUAUGGUCGUGCGCACUGAGCUCAAUGCGUACGUGGCAGGUGCGAGUGACAAGAAACCGCCGUCGCAGCUGAUCACGAUCCGCACGCUCAACGAAUUCGACUCGCGCGCGCCUGGGGCGGGCGGUGCUCCCGACUGGCGCGCACGUCUCGACCAGAGCCGUGGUGCGGUCGUGGCGACGGAAAUGAAGAACAACUCGUUCAAGCUGGCGCGUUUUGCUGUGCAGAGCAUCUUGGCUGGCGCAGACAACAUGAAGCUCGGUUUUAUUUCGCGCAUGAACCCAUUGGAUCCGUAUCGCCACACGAUCCUCGGCACGGCCUGGUUCAAGCCCCGUGAACUCGCGGCACAGAUGGCGUACAACCUGUCGAACGGUUGGGGUAUCGUGCGCACGAUCAUUGAUGUGGUGCGCGCCCAACCCGCUGGUCGCUUCGUGCUGGCCAAGGACCCGAACAAGCAGGUCGUGCGCUUCUUCAAGGUGCCCUGGGACUUUGACCAGCAAGACGAGGAGGAGGAGCCAGAGGAAGAGGAGGAAGAAGAGGCUCAGGAGGAGGAAUAG